Messenger RNA from Fragaria vesca subsp. vesca, 1006 nucleotides. Its product is annotated as epsin-3-like. Gene Ontology annotation, biological process: endocytosis. The record is from RefSeq and is a predicted model, not a curated record. Lineage: Eukaryota; Viridiplantae; Streptophyta; Magnoliopsida; Rosales; Rosaceae. The coding region runs from base 28 to 822 and encodes 264 amino acids. Gene Ontology annotation, molecular function: clathrin binding; phospholipid binding. Gene Ontology annotation, cellular component: endosome; clathrin vesicle coat; plasma membrane. The transcript is spliced from 4 exons.
GUCAAUGUUCAAAACAGCAACAGAAACAUGAGCAGUCCUUUGUUCUAUGAACUGAAGAAGCAAGCCUCUUCCUUCUUGAAAGAGAAGAUCAAAACUGCACGCCUAGCGCUGACUGAUGUAACACCUGCAGAGAUAAUGACAGAAGAAGCUACAGAUGAAAAUUCAUGGCCACCAGACACACGUACCAUUGGGGUAAUAUCCAGGGCUGCCUUCGAGGUUGAUGAUUACUGUAGGAUUGUGGAGAUUCUGCAUAGGAGGUUGUUGAACUUGGACAGAAAGAACUGGCGAGGCUCUUACAAGGCUCUAAUUCUGUUGGAAUACCUUCUAAGCCAUGGACCAUUGAGACUUGCUGAGGAGUUUGAGGAUGAUAUCGAUGUUAUCAAGCAGAUGGGAAGGUUUCAGCAUAUUGAUGAGAAAGGGUUUGACUGGGGCUUGAGUGUGAGGAAGUUAUCUGAUAGAGUGCUCAAGCUUCUUGGAGACACUGUAUUUCUCAAAGAAGAGAGAGCCAGAGCUCGCAAUCUUACUCGUGGUAUACAAGGGUUUGGGAGCUUCAACCAGCACCAUUCUUCCUUCACAGAUUCAAGCUUGAAGGAGCUCUAUCCUAAAACGUAUGAGAGGAGUAAUUCACACUACAAUGAUCAUCAGAGUCGGGAAGAUAAGUCGUUUGACUUGAAUGGGCAUUUGUUGGUGAAGAAACAACUGCAAAUUGGUGAUCAAGACAUCAUCUCAUUGAAACCUGAAAUGAAUCUCGACACAGGGGAUCACCCAUUUUGCAAGAAUGAGCAUCAGAAGGAAGAAUCCCUUCUUUCUUCUGAAGAAUAAAUCAUGAGAUAUAUCAACUAGUUCGCUACAAGCCAUUAUAGAGUAGCUCAAUGGCAGACUUCAUGUUGUUUGUGAUGAACCCAGUUUUCAUGUUUCUGAUGUACAGUUUGGAUACAUAUACAAUGAUAAACAUAAACAUUAUCUUCACCAAAUACAAUUCUCCUACAUAUCGGGUUUCUGAGCC